CUGAUCACAGUGAGUGAGGUGCUGGCCAUUCGAGUGUUAUACCUAUUAGUUAAAUUCAACAAUUUUAUAAUGACCAACUGUUUUCCAUGACAGCGGGGUCAUUUGAGCCACCCCCGCAUGAAACGCUUUAGGAUGGUUUACUACAUCAGUAAGUAGUUCCAAUAAAAAGGUGGGUUAUUAGCAUAAAGUACAGCAGCCUGUAUCGGUAAACGGUGGCAUUUUGUUCACACAGCUGGACCAGGUUUGUAGAAUGCGUGUGCAGGGAAUUUUCUCACUGCGUGCUUUUUGAAUGUUUUUAGAGUUGUGGGACAACCACCAGGGUCGAUUAGGUGUUGGGCGGGACAGCCACCAGGGUUGAUUAGGUGGUGGGUGGGACAGCCACCAGGGUUGAUUUGGUGGUGGGUGGGACAGCCACCAGGGUUGAUUUGGUGGUGGGUGGGACAGCCACCAGGGUUGAUUAGGUGAUGGGUGGGACAGCCACCAGGUUUGAUUUGGUGGUGGUUGGGACAGCCACCAGGGUUGAUUAGGCGGUGGGUGGGAUAGCCACCAGGGUUGAUUAGGUGGUGGAUGGGACAGCCACCAGGGUUGAUUAGGUGGUGGAUGGGACAGCCACCAGGGUUGAUUAGGUGGUGGGUGGGACAGCCACCAGGGUUGAUUUGGUGGUGGGUGGGACAGCCACCAGGGUUGAUUAGGUGGUGGGUGGGACAGCCACCAGGUUUGAUUUGGUGGUGGUUGGGACAGCCACCAGGGUUGAUUAGGCGGUGGGUGGGACAGCCACCAGGGUUGAUUUGGUGUUGAAUAUACAUAUUUUCAAACGUAAAACUUACCCGCACGGAGAAACCUUCAGAAACUAUCGAGGUAUCUGAAGCCGUAAUGAUGAAAUUACCUUUGUACUACUGUUACAUUUAGAGUCGAAGGAUCUCAUCACAUGAAAUAAAUACGCAGCUUGAAACAAGAAAUCGAUAACCAUUGGCGUAGCCAGGGUGAGUGACGCAAGGGCAUAGCCAGGGUGUGUGACGCAAGGGCGUAACCAGGGUGAGUUAUGCAAGGGUUGUAGCCAGGGUGAGUGACGCAAGGGCGUAGCCAGGGUGAGUUAUGCAAGGGCGUAGCAAGGGUGAGUGACGCAAGGGUGUAGUAAGGGUGAGUGACGCAAGGGCGUAGCUAGGGUCAGUUAUGCAAGGGCGUAGCAAGGGUGAGUGACGCAAGGGGCGUAGCAAGGGUGAGUGACGCAAGGGCGUAGUAAGGGUGAGUGACGCAAGGGGCGUAGCCAGUGUGAGUGACGCAAGGGCGUAGCCAGUGUGAGUGAUGCAAGGGCGUAGCCAGGGUGAGUUAUGCAAGGGCAUAGCAAGGGUGAGUGACGCAAGGGCGUAGCAAGGGUGAGUUACGCAAUGGCGUAGCCAGGGUCAGUGACGCAAGGGACGUAGCCAGGGUGAGUGACACAAGGGGCGUAGCCAGGGUGAGUGACGCAAGGGGCGUAGCCAAGGCUUUUGCCGAGCUCCUUCCACAAAAAAACCACUGACGAUGGACGAAAAUGACACCCCUCAAUAUAUAGAGAAAAGUUCCAUCCGGGCUUCUACGCACUCCCCUUCGUACAUCACUGCAGAUUACAUCUAGCUAAAAUCUAGAAAAGAGUUUUAAAAGAAGAAAACCUGUCACCAAUUAUAUUUAUUCAUUGAAGCCCUUCAUUCUCAUUAACCCCAUUUUAUUAUAUCACGCAGUAUAAUGAUUAUUAUAUUUUGUAUACAGAGAUGGCAGACGUACAAUCAGGAGGAGCACAACUAACCCAUGUGUCCAGUGUUAAGGUAGGGUAAAAUAAGGUGGGGCACAGCUGACCCACGUGUCCAGUGCCAAAGAAGGGUACACUUAGUAGGGGCACCAUGUGUCCAGUGCCAAAGUAGGGUACAAUCAUGAGGAGCACAGGUGACCCAUGUGUCCAGUGCCAAGGUAGGGUACAAUCAAUAGGGACAUAGGUGACACAUUUGUCCAUUGCCAGGGUAGGGUACAAUCAAUAGGGGCACAGGUGACACAUUUGUCCAUUGCCAAGGUAGGGUACAAUCAAUAGGGGCACAGGUGACACAUUUGUCCAUUGCCAGGGUAGGGUACAAUCAAUAGGGGCAUAGGUGACACAUUUGUCCAUUGCCAAGUUAGGGUACAAUCAAUAGGGGCACAGGUGACACAUUUGUCCAUUGCCAAGGUAGGGUACAAUCAAUAGGGGCAUAGGUGACACAUUUGUCCAUUGCCAGGGUAGGGUGUUUCUAAAAUAAUAAUUGAAAUGAAUGAAGUUUGUAGUUUUUCAAGUGCGCGACACCAUCAAAUUUGUAACCCGGGUCGAUUUCAUAAUGGACGGAAUGAGGUCAAGACUUUGUCUCACAGUUUAUGCAACUCAAGCUGUUGCUAAGCUGUAUUCAUUUUGGUCAAGCUGUUGCUAAGCUGUACUCAUUUUGGUCAAGCUGUUGCUAAGCUGUAUUCAUUUUGAAUAGAAUUAAACAUUGGGAGGGUGUCUGAAAUAAUGAUAUUAAUUAGUUAAUGAAUAAUCUAUCAUUUAUUUUUGAUUACUUUUUCUUUGAAAUUUUCACGUAAGCCAGUCGUCUUUAUGAAGGGAGUUUUUGUCACGUAUCUAAAUGGACGCAUUGACUCAUCGACGCAGAAAGUCUUAGUUUCAUAGGUUACAAUUAGUGUGAGAGGUAACACAACUGACAGACUCGUAGUUUCAUAGAUGCAUUUACUCGUAAAUGCUGGCGUACGUACAGAAACAUAUUCAAAAAGCUAUGGAUUCAUAGACUCCAGCGCACAUUUGUGCAGAUACAUUAGCACACAGAUCCACAUAUUCAUAUAUCAGUGGAUCGAUAUUCAUACAGACAUGGUUAAUAAAUUAGAUAGAUCUACGGAAUCACAAGUACAUAGACUCGCAGCUCUAUAAAAUCACACUUGCGUAGACUCAUUGAUCUUUAGAAUCAGACUUACUUAGACUCAUAGAGCUAAGGGAUUACAAUUACAUAAACACAUAGAUCUAUAGAAUUACACUUACAUGGACGCAUAAAUCCAUUAAAAAUAUAUCGUAUCCGGAAAUGUGUGUGAAAGAAAUUUCAUCAACGGAAAAUUGAUCGACGGAAAUUUGAUCGAACGAAAAUUGUAUAGCGUUAACUGAAAAAAAUAUUCGACCAAAUUUCCGUUCGAUCAAAUUUCCAUCGAUCAAUUUUCCGUCGACGAAAUUUCUUUCAAACGAAUUCCCGGUAACCAAAAAGUAUCACUAUUCGAGAACGAAGAAACAUGUAACCUUUGAUUGGUCCUCCCACAGGGGGAGAUUGGUUUGUACGGUCAUCACAAACAUGGACUCACAGUACUCACCACCACGGUGUUUGCUGUGGGGGAGAUGGCCGGCUCAGGAGUGUUGGCCUUACCUGGAGCGAUGGCUGGCACGGGUAAUUUAUAAUAUAAUUUAUGCAAUUUAAUUUUUUAAACUGUUCUUUUAUUUAUGACAUUCUGUUUAGAGGGCCUACAAUUUCGUCCAAUGGUUGAUGGCACUUUUUUUUUUUAAAUAUCGAUAUAGAUGAGUAAAUUUUGAAAAUAAUAAUUUUAAAAAAAAACUAUUACUUUUUAUAGCAAGAAUUUACAUAUUCAUUAUUAAUUUUAUAUUUUUAAAAACUGUUUAUAGCAGCAUUCACCCCGUAGUAUUUACUACAGUUAUAUUUGUAUCGCUUACGGAUUACAUCUAGGUCUAUAUGCAUGUAUUUCAAAUGUAUGUAUAGGUGUUAUUGAAUUGUUUGUUUAAAGCUCUAAGUAUUACAGUUAUAUGUUGAUAGUUUUAUGAGGGAUUACAAUUAUGUGUGGGUAAUUAAUUCAUGACAUCCCAGGCUACGUUGGGAUCCUGUUAAACAUUGUCUGUGCAGUGGUAUCGGCCUACACGGGUGUCCUGCUGGGGAAAUGCUGGCUGAUGGUCAUGAACCGAUACCCUGAGUAUCAAGAACAUUCUCGAUACCCGUAUCCGGCUAUUGGUCAAGUCACAUACGGUAAACCUGGAAGGUAAGGCGAGUCGGGGCCAUUAAAUUAUGGUACAUCCUUUCGUAAAACUUUUUUUUCAUUCGAUCAUAUAUAUAUAUUAAAAUUAGUAAAAUUGUUUCUGUACACAAAUUAUAAAAAGCAUUAAAAUAUUUGUUUUUUUAUUUGAAAUUAUAAAAAGUUUUAACGUUUUUCGUUUUUUAUUUGAAAUUGUAAAAUAUUCAAUGACGGGGUCCGUGUGAGAAGGAUAUUGAAUAACGCACUGUAACGGAUUAAAAGUAGUUUAUUACUAAACGUGUGUACGGAGCCACCUCACAAAUUUUAAUCUAACUGAAAACUUAACGGACGUUGUUCAAAGAUCGGGUAAACUGUUUGUCUCCUGUGCAGUUAAAUUAAAAUGUCCAUUAUUGAAUGAUUGCGUCCCUUUAAGAUUGAUCGUGUCGUGCGCCAUCAACUUCACGAUGUUCGGCGCGUCGGUCGUGUUCCUGCUCCUGGGAUCUGAGAACUUGCAGUCGCUGGUCAAAGACCUGGGGAAGGACAUCUCCUUCUGCUACUGGCUGUUUAUCGUGGCCGGAGUCCUGCUUCCCAUCAGCUGGCUCGGGACACCAAAAGAUUUUUGGUAAGCUAUUUCUCAUGGCACAAUUUCGUUUGCAGUAAAUUGAGAUAUACAUUUUGAGUUCAAUGAAAUGUAAAUAUUAAAAAAAAAGGGAAUAAGAUUAAAGAAGAUAAGAUUAAACAAGAUAAGAUUAAAGAAGAUAAGAUUAAAGAAGAUAAGAUAUGAGGAAAUAAGAGCAGAGAAAAAAAGAAAAUAGUUGCGAUAGAAACUCAACUGCGAGAAUAGUACUCACGGAUGUAGCAACGAACCUUAUCAGACUAAGAGCUUAAUACGACAUUUUAAAUGUUUAUUCUUUCAAAAAGUUAACUAUUAAACAAAACAAAAAACACAUAGGUGAAUGAUGGUUUCGGGAGGUGGUCGGUCUGCCCUGCAUUUCAUUUAGGAAUGAAACAGUAAUAAAGUUAAUAUCAAGUAUAAACAGUGAAGUUGUUUUUUUUUUUAUUUUUUUUUACCAGAAUUGUUUUUAAACAUCUUGUUUUCUCUUUGGUCGAACAUUCAACAAAUAAAGAAUACGGGUGUCGAUGAAUUUAGUGAUAAAAGAACCGAAGAUCAUUGAAUAAUUUUUAGAUAAAGUUUUAAAAUAUUUACAUCUGUCCACCUGAUGCCCACAUGUUUGGCGGAUGUAUCACAAAACUGUUAAUACUGUCUGACGAGGGGGGAAUAGCAAAUAGUUAUGAUGGGGGAAAAAUUAAUUACUUAAUAAAUUUUGCGAGUUUUUUUUUACUGGCUUAAAACGUAUUAAUAUUGACAGUUAAAUUGCUCACAUUUUAGCAUCCCAAUAACAAUUGACAAUGAUCUCUACAGGCCCAUCGCCAUCGGCGCCACGGUGGCCACAAGUGUCGCCUGCUGCGUAGUUCUGGCAAACAUCGUCAAAGACAGCCACACCGUCCCUCCAGUCUUUCAUGCACCCAUUGAGUUCAAGCCUUUCGCCUUCGCCCUUGGAACCAUCUGCUUCGCCUAUGGAGGCCACCCAGCCUUCCCCACAUUCCAAGCCGACAUGAGGAAUCCGGAGAAAUUUGGAGUCGCGAUUUUUAUCUCUUACAUGAGUGAGUAGAUUGUGAGGGUAUAGUUUCAUGUGAGUAGAUUGUGAGGGUAUAGUUUCAUGUGAGUAGAUUGUGAGGGUAUAGUUUCAUGUGAGUAGAUUGUGAGGGUAUAGUUUCAUAGUGAGUAGAUUGUGAGGGUAUAGUUUCAUGUGAGUAGAUUGUGAGGGUAUAGUUUCAUGUGAGUAGAUUGUGAGGGUAUAGUUUCAUGUGAGUAGAUUGUGAGGGUAUAGUUUCAUGUGAGUAAAUUGUUAGGGUAUAGUUUCAUGUGAGUAGAUUGUCAGGGUAUAGUUUCAUGUGAGUAGAUUGUGAGGGUAUAGUUUCAUGUGAGUAGAUUGUGAGGGUAUAGUUUCAUGUGAGUAGAUUGUCAGGGUAUAGUUUCAUGUGAGUAGAUUGUGAGGGUAUAGUUUCAUAGUGAGUAGAUUGUGAGGGUAUAGUUUCAUUGUGAGUAGAUUGUGAGGGUAUAGUUUCAUGUGAGUAGAUUGUGAGGGUAUAGUUUCAUUGUGAGUAGAUUGUGAGGGUAUAGUUUCAUAGUGAGUAGAUUGUGAGGGUAUAGUUUCAUAGUGAGUAGAUUGUGAGGGUAUAGUUUCAUAGUGAGUAGAUUGUGAGGAUAUAGUUUCAUUGUGAGUAGAUUGUGAGGGUAUAGUUUCAUAGUGAGUAGAUUGUGAGGGUAUAGUUUCAUUGUGAGUAGAUUGUGAGGGUAUAGUUUCAUAGUGAGUAGAUUGUGAGGGUAUAGUUUCAUGUGAGUAGAUUGUGAGGGUAUAGUUUCAUAGUGAGUAGAUUGUGAGGGUAUAGUUUCAUUGUGAGUAGAUUGUGAGGGUAUAGUUUCAUGUGAGUAGAUUGUGAGGGUAUAGUAUCAUAGUGAGUAGAUUGUGAGGGUAUAGUUUCAUUGUGAGUAGAUUGUGAGGGUAUAGUUUCAUAGUGAGUAGAUUGUGAGGGUAUAGUUUCAUAGUGAGUAGAUUGUGAGGGUAUAGUUUCAUAGUGAGUAGAUUGUGAGGGUAUAGUUUCAUAGUGAGUAGAUUGUGAGGGUAUAGUUUCAUGUGAGUAGAUUGUGAGGGUAUAGUUUCAUAGUGAGUAGAUUGUGAGGGUAUAGUUUCAUGUGAGUAGAUUGUGAGGGUAUAGUUUCAUAGUGAGUAGAUUGUGAGGGUAUAGUUUCAUGUGAGUAGAUUGUGAGGGUAUAGUUUCAUAGUGAGUAGAUUUUGAGGCUAUAGUUUCAUGUGAGUAGAUUGUGAGGGUAUAGUUUCAUGUUGAGUAGAUUGUGAGGGUAUAGUUUCAUAGUGAGUAGAUUGUGAGGGUAUAGUUUCAUGUGAGUAGAUUGUGAGGGUAUAGUUUCAUGUGAGUAUAUUGUGAGGGUAUAGUUUCAUGUGAGUAGAUUGUGAGGGUAUAGUUUCAUGUGAGUAGAUUGUGAGGGUAUAGUUUCAUGUGAGUAGAUUGUGAGGGUAUAGUUUCAUGUGAGUAGAUUGUGAGGGUAUAGUUUCAUUGUGAGUAGAUUGUGAGGGUAUAGUUUCAUAGUGAGUAGAUUGUGAGGGUAUAGUUUCAUAGUGAGUAGAUUGUGAGGGUAUAGUUUCAUAGUGAGUAGAUUGUGAGGGUAUAGUUUCAUGUGAGUAGAUUGUGAGGGUAUAGUUUCAUAGUGAGUAGAUUGUGAGGGUAUAGUUUCAUGUGAGUAGAUUGUGAGGGUAUAGUUUCAUAGUGAGUAGAUUGUGAGGGUUUAGUUUCAUUGUGAGUAGAUUGUGAGGGUAUAGUUUCAUUGUGAGUAGAUUGUGAGGGUAUAGUUUCAUUGUGAGUAGAUUGAGAGGGUAUAGUUUCAUGUGAGUAGAUUGUAAAUGUAUAAUCUCAUUGCUUUUGUUGGUAUGAAAUAGUAAGUAUAUGCUGUGUAGCAGCUUGAAUAACUGACACAAGACAAUAAAAUGAACAUUUCAGCUCAAUGGUUUAUUCUGCCAACACAAUAAAAUGAACAUUUCAUAUGAAUGGCUUAUCCUGUCAAUACGACAAUAAAAUGAACAUUUCAACUGAAUGGCUUAUCCUGCCAACAAUAAAAUGAAAAUUUCAACUGAAUGGCUCAUCCUGCCAACAAUAAAAUGAACAUUUCAACUGAAUGGCUUAUCCUGCCAACAAUAAAAUGAACAUUUCAACUGAAUGGCUUAUCCUGCCAACAAUAAAAUGAACAUUUCAACUGAAUGGCUUAUCCUGCCAACAAUAAAAUGAACAUUUCAACUGAAUGGCUUAUCCUGCCAACAAUAAAAUGAACAUUUCAACUGAAUGGCUUAUCCUGCCAACAAUAAAAUGAACAUUUCAACUGAAUGGCUUAUCCUGCCAACAAUAAAAUGAACAUUUCAACUGAAUGGCUUAUCCUGCCAACAAUAAAAUGAACAUUUCAACUGAAUGGCUUAUCCUGCCAACAAUAAAAUGAACAUUUCAACUGAAUGGCUUAUCCUGCCAACAAUAAAAUGAACAUUUCAACUGAAUGGCUUAUCCUCCCAACAAUAAAAUGAACAUUUCAACUGAAUGGCUUAUCCUCCCAACAAUAAAAUGAACAUUUCAACUGAAUGGCUUAUCCUGCCAACAAUAAAAUGAACAUUUCAACUGAAUGGCUUAUCCUCCCAACAAUAAAAUGAACAUUUCAACUGAAUGGCUUAUCCUGCCAACAAUAAAAUGAACAUUUCAACUGAAUGGCUUAUCCUCCCAACAAUAAAAUGAACAUUUCAACUGAAUGGCUUAUCCUGCCAACAAUAAAAUGAACAUUUCAACUGAAUGGCUUAUCCUCCCAACAAUAAAAUGAACAUUUCAACUGAAUGGCUUAUCCUGCCAAAACAACAAUAAAGAAAAUAAGAAAAUCUGACAUAAAGUAUUUGGCUUGCAAACAGCUUAACAACCGUAUGUAAUGACAAAAGGAACGUAUCUUCUUGUCAUUGGUUUAGAUAUGUGUCUGUUUAUAAACCAACGUGUUGAUAUGUCUUUUAAAUUAGAAUGUUUACCAUCAAGUUGUAUAACUGAAGCACCUUCCAGCAACAAUCGGUUUAACAUCAGCUUGUUUAACAUCCAGUCGUGUUGCUGAUGUACCUUCCGGUUGCCAUCGCUGGUUACAUGGUGUACGGCAUCAACACCAAGGACAACAUCCUGGCGACGGUCUCGUCGGGCCCCAUGCAGUACGCCGUUGAGAUCCUCAUCACAAUGCACAUCUUCUGCAGCUUCAUCAUCGUCAUCAACCCCGUGUGUCAGGAGUUUGAGGAGCUUCUCAGGAUACCAACACGUUAGUUGAUGUGCAUGUGCCUGCUAGUCAGUCUCAUCUUGUGUUUGUAUACCUAUUAGACGUAUACUUGUGUCUGAAAUGGGUCAGUCUUAUCUUGUGUUUGUAUACCUAUCAGACGUAUACUUGUGUCUGAAAUGUGUCAAUCUUAUCUUGAGUGUGUAAACUAUCAGCCGUAUACUUGUUUCUGAAAUGUGUCAGUCUUAUCUUGUGUUUGUAUACCUAUCAGACGUAUACUUGUGUCUGAAAUGUGUCAGUCUUAUCUUGUGUUUAUAUUUCUUUUAGACGUAUACUUCUUCUAUAUAUUAAGGGCCCACGAUCAAUUUAUUGAUCAUUUUGGCUCCUAUGCAUGUAGAGGGGAUUUGCAAUGUUUCUGUACCUGGUGUUGAUGAUGAUAUUUCACUGGUUGCAAAGGGUAUCAUGCACUGGGGUUGGAAGGCCUGAGGCAAUAGACGCAAAUGUGUCAAGUGUUGUCGCCUCAACUGCUCCUUUUGAAAGCUUGUUCCUGUCCCUGAUUGUCUUUGGCGGGACUGAGCAGCUCCUAUACAGGCUUCUUGCUGGUAUGAGCCGGAAUUGCCUGUCCUGGCCUCGUCGCUGUCUACACUUGUGUCUGUAAUGUGGCUGUCUCAUCUUGUGUUUGUAUACUUUUGUAGACGUAUACAUAUGUCUCUAAUGAGUCAGUAUAUUUAUGUGUUUCCUUAUAAUAGACAAUUGUAAAUUAUUUUUUAAACGAUGCAUAAAAACCUAUAAUGUUCAUGAAUGAUUUAUCAAAGAGCGGUCAAUUCUUAUUGAAUUAUUCUAAUUCUUAUUGAAUUAUUCUUUUUUAUUCUUUACUGUCUAGUUUUUUUAAUGUCAUCUAAAAUUGUAUGCUACAUCCUGCUUAAUUCUACAACCCACAUAUGCUACAUCCUGCUCAUGCUACAUCCUGCUCAUGCUAUAUCCUACGAAUGAUACAUCCUAAUUAUGCUACAUCCUACUCAUGCUACACUUUCCUUCAUUCUAAAACUGUAUGCCACAUGCUACCCCAUUCAAACGCCAGGUCUCCUCUACUACGAACGAACCAGUCCAGUUGUUUCAAAUGGGUUCUGCAAUUUUCUCAUCAGAUUUCGGAGUCAAGCGUGUUAUAUUCCGCACGGUGAUGAUGGGUGUGAUACUGUUUGUGGCCGAGUCCGUCCCUCACUUCGGCGCCAUCUUAUCUCUCAUAGGCGGCUCAACGCUGACUCUUCUGGCUUACAUCCUACCUCCCAUCUUCUACCUGAAACUGUGCUCUAUGACGGGGGACUGGGACAAAGUGUGAGUACCAUUGUCAAGUCUACUGGUAGUAAAGACAGUGAUUAUUGGAGGUGCCUUUUAAAGAAAAAGUUUGGGUACCUUAUAAAUAUAUAGUCUUGUUGGUAUCGUAUAAAUAUAUAGUCUUGUUGGUAUCGUAUAAAUAUAUAGUCUUGUUGGUAUCGUAUAAAUAUAUAGUCUUGUUGGUAUCGUAUAAAUAUAUAGUCAUGUUGUAUCGUUUAAAUAUAUAGUCUUGUUGGUAUCGUAUAAAUAUAUAGUCUUGUUGGUAUCGUAUAAAUAUAUAGUCUUGUUGGUAUCGUAUAAAUAUAUAGUCUUGUUGGUAUCGUAUAAAUAUAUAGUCUUGUUGGUAUCGUAUAAAUAUAUAGUCUUGUUGGUAUCGUAUAAAUAUAUAGUCUUGUUGGUAUCGUAUAAAUAUAUAGUAUUGUUGGUAUCGUAUAAAUAUAUAGUCUUGUUGGUAUCGUAUAAAUAUAUAGUCUUGUUGGUAUCGUAUAAAUAUAUAGUCUUGUUGGUAUCGUAUAAAUAUAUAGUCUUGUUGGUAUCAUAUAAAUAUAUAGUCUUGUUGGUAUCGUAUGAAUGUUCUGUUUUGGUUGGAUCAUUCAUGGAGAUAUUGGUAGAUCUAGCUUUACAAUAAUGUUACAAUAUGUUACUUUACACAUUUUUAAUGAAGUGGCUGUAUGGUGGUCUGCACCUAACCUCUAAUGAACUAAACAGUCUGAGCUUCUGGGUUCAAAUCUUCUCCGCAACUGAGUACGUUCCACCCAAAGCUAUCGCCUGGGUCCUGCAACCCCAGAGGCCGACCUUUUCAACAUUAACUUAAGAAACGAUCAACUAUGAAUGAAGGUGUGCCCAAAACCGAACAGUGGCAGGGGCCUCAAAAAGUCACGUGAUAGCUCCGGUUACACCCGCUCAUUGCUGCAAUAGAAUGAUGUAACCGUGGGUGAUCGAUUACGUGUGUAGCGCUUGUGUCCAUGCUAUUUUAGCCCGCUCACAGCGCUCGCUAACUUCACUGAGAAUAGCUGUAGCCCAUCAAACAGAUGGACAUUUUCAUGAUUAGCAUAGAUUUAAAAUAUUACACAUUUUACCAUUUCCACAAUCGCCUCGAGGUCUAGGAUGAAAAAAAGAAAUUUAAAGGCUUCUAUAAGUAUUUACCAUCAUUCAAAAGUUCUUUUACAAUAAGUUGUUUUUUUUUUCAAAUGAGUAUCAACAUAAUUUUCUUUCCUCGAUGAGAUUCAGUCGAACUUGAAUGAGUGUUUCCAGAUCACUAAGUAAGGAAAUUCAGUCGAACUUGAAUGAGUGUUUCCAGAUCACUAAGUAAGGAAAUUCAGUCGAACUUUAAAGUUAUUUAGUGACCUGGAAAUACAGUUAAUUUAAACACAGAGCUUAACAUAAAAAAUAAAACAAAAACAUAAAAAAAUAACGACAAUAAGAAGAAAAUAAUGAUAUUAAAGUAAUAAGCAUAGACUCGCUAUAAAAAUGAUUAUUGCUUUGUGUCAUCCCAAACUCAAGAGAAGAAGUCUUUUUACCAGAACAAAACUUGGAAUGUUCACAUGUUGUUACUUACUCCCCUUGGUUCAGAUGCAUUCGUGACGUUAAAGCACCACAGCAUAACAUCCAAACCUUCAUAGAGACGUGUGUGUUAUUUUUUUAAUUAUUUUUUUUUUAAAUUUUCUGUCUUCCGUUGAUUCCAGCGAUGCCUCGCUCCACCAGAAAUUCGCUUGUUUCGAGAUCGUCCUGGUGGGCUCGAUUGUUGGAAUAGCCGCCACGUACUCGGCGGUCGUCUCCUUGGCAACCAGCAGCUUCUCGACCCCGUGUUACAUCAACAGCGACGCCAGCCAAUGAGAACUGAACAGAACAACAACAACAAAAAAUCAUAGUUUAUAUAUAUAUAUAUAAUUAAAUUAUUUUUUUAUUGAUGUACAUAGUGUUACAGCUAGGAAAUGAAUGUACUUUUCAACUUAUCGGCCUUCUUAAUGUUUAAAACCUUGGGCCUCUAGUACUUAUUUACCAUCUAUUGAGUGCAGUGGCGUAGCUAGGGAAUGGUGCCACCCGGGGCGGAUCGAUAAUUUUACCCGCCCCCUUCCGUGAAAACAACUCUGCAGUUGGGUCACCAUGUCGACCAUGAACUUAAAGAGGAAAAAAAAGUGCCGUCCGGGGGUGGAGCGCCCCCUCCACACCAUCCCCCCCCUUCUUACGCCACUGACUGAGUGCAAUAUCUUUUUCUUAUGUUCAUUCUGUCGCAUGUUAGUAAAAUGCGUUGCAAUUGUGUGUUUUAAAAUUUUCUUUUGAUAAAAAUACACAUUUCGGUUCAUUUGGCAUGGGUUUGAAUAGCUUCUUUUCCUAAAUGUAAAUGAAAGACAACUCUGAUUCAGACUAUUGCAUCUGUAGAUACACUGGUUUAUUCCCCCUUUUAUAAAAGUUGCGUUUUAAAAAAAAUACAUCAUGACGGCAAGUUAGG
Messenger RNA from Lymnaea stagnalis (great pond snail), 12647 nucleotides. NCBI's taxonomy places the organism in Eukaryota, Metazoa, Mollusca, Gastropoda, Lymnaeidae. The record is from the annotation of a GenBank genome assembly.